AUGGAGAAACUUGAGGAAAUUCAUGGAAACAAUUGCGUGGAUCUAAAGAUGAUUCCUAGUGAUAUCGGGAGACUACCACUCUUGAAGAUUUUGGCAUUAACAGCAACUUUUGUGGAGAAUGUACCAGAGCUUCCACAAAGUUUGAUAAGUCUAUGUUUGUCCUCAAGAGCCGUAGGAAAAGUUCCAGAGAUCUACAAUCGGGUGAACCUUCCGAGCUUAAGAAAUCUGGAAUUAUGUUUCGGCAAAGACAAUGAUGAAACCUUUGUCUACUAUGAAUCAAAGCGACAACCCCACGCUUUCAGCUCAUUGCGUAUGAAACUUUUGAAUAUUACUAGCGUAACCUCAUUUGGGGCUUGGUUUCAUUGUGCAAGAGAACUUGAACUUAUCCAGUGCGAGACCCUAUGCCAGAUUCAACAUCUUCCCUCCAGUUUGAGGAAACUGAAAAUUAGGGAUUGCAGUCUUCUUGAAGUUGUCGACCUUUCCAACUUGGAGAAUUUGUUGGAGCUAAGUCUAUUAAAUAAUCAGAAUUGUCAUAUUCAAGGGCUUGAAGGUUUAGCAUCGUUGCAAUGCUUAAAAGUGUACAACUGCAGGUCAAGCAAGUUCAACGGGCUUGAAAGACUGAAGAAUCUACGGCUCUUGCUGCUUAAGAUGUGUCCCUCUCUUCAAACAUUGUCCAACUUAUCUAACUUGAAAAAUCUCAAGGAGUUCAAACUAUGGGAUUGUCCGAAACUGGUUGACAUUGAAGUUGUCGACCUUUCCAACUUGGAGAAUUUGUUGGAGCUAAGUCUAAUCAACAAUGAGAUUUGUGAUAUUCAAGGGCUUAAAGGUUUAGCAUUGUUGCAGUGCUUGAGAGUGGACAAUUGCAAGUCAAGCAAGUUCAGCGGGCUUGAAAGACUGAAGAAUCUAGAACUCUUGCAGCUUAGGAUGUGUUGGUUCCUUCAUACAUUGCCCAACUUAUCUAACUUAGAAAAUCUCGAGGACUUCGAACUAUGGUAUUGUCCAGAACUGAUUCAGAUUGAAGGUCUUGACAGAUUGGAAUCACUAGAAAGGCUUGAUAUCCAAUGUUGCAGUUCCUUGCGAAGCUUACAUGAUGUAUCCCACUUGAGAAAGCAGAAGAAACUGCGCCAGAUUCAGCAGCUUCCCUCUGGUUUGAGGGAACUCAAAAUUAGUGAGUGCCAUCUUCUUGAAGUUGUCGACCUUUCCAACUUGGAGAAUUUGUUGGAGCUAAGUCUAAUCAACAAUGAGAUUUGUGAUAUUCAAGGGCUUGAAGGUUUAGCAUUGUUGCAGUGCUUGAGAGUGGACAAUUGCAAGUCAAGCAAGUUCAGCGGGCUUGAAAGACUGAAGAAUCUAGAACUCUUGCAGCUUAGGAUGUGUUGGUUCCUUCAGACAUUGCCCAACUUUUCUAACUUAGAAAAUCUCGAGGACUUUGAACUAUGGUAUUGUCCGGAACUGGUUCAGAUUGAAGGUCUUGACAGAUUGGAAUUACUAGAAAGGCUUGAUAUCCUAUGCUGCAGUUCCUUGCGAAGCUUACCUGAUCUAUCCCACUUGAAGAAGCUGGAGAUGAAUUGGCAGUGA
Molecule: messenger RNA, 1575 nt
Organism: Eucalyptus grandis
Lineage: Eukaryota; Viridiplantae; Streptophyta; Magnoliopsida; Myrtales; Myrtaceae
Product: putative adenylate cyclase regulatory protein
Exons: 2
Coding region: 1-1575 (524 amino acids)
Molecular function (GO): protein binding
Source: RefSeq, a predicted model, not a curated record